GCGUGGGGGCGCAGGCGCCCGGGAGCCACCUGAGGCCACCGAGAAGCGGGCGUGGGCUAGAGGGGCCGAAGGGAGGAGGUGUUGAGCCCAGGUGGGCGCGGGUUCCCUCUUCGGCAGUCUGGGGACUGGAGCGAGAUGAACGGGUCCUCCAAUAGGAAAGUAGGACGACCGCAUUCCCCCGGCUGCUCGCAUUCAGAGGCUGGCAAGCGAUUUUAGCGGGAGUCUCUGGCAGGAUCCCCGGAGGCACGGUGGGCAGCCGGGCCGAUUCCUCCUCCCGCCCGGGGUGGGAAGAGUUCUCAAAAUGAGAAUGGGACUUAGAGCAUCAAUUCACUUAACUAGUCUCUGUCGCGAGAAACGCGUUUUGCUUAAAAGCAUCUAAAGCGCCUUGCGAAUGUGAGCUACCUGACGUCCGUCCGUCACGGAUCAGUAAGAGUUACAGCAGGAAAAAGAAGUCCAGCAGUUGAGCAGAGGUCAUUCUUGUGGAUCAGGCAUCAUGGCUACCUCUGCCCCACUGAGAACCUUGGAAGAAGAGGUGACAUGCUCCAUCUGCCUUGACUAUCUGAGGGACCCAGUGACCAUUGACUGUGGUCAUGUCUUCUGCCGUGGUUGUGUCAUAGACAUCCGAGCACCCCCAGGGGGCCGUCCAGCAUGUCCACUCUGUAAAAAGACAUUUAAGAAGGAUAAUAUUCGGCCAGUUUGGCAGCUAGCCAGCCUUGUGCAGAAUAUUGAGAGACUCAAUGUGGAAAAGGGGAGAGAAGCGAAGGAGAAGCGACCUGAGCCAAUGACAGUGAUGCAGUGUGAACGGCACAAGGAGAAGCUACAUUAUUACUGUGAGGAUGAUGGACGAUUCCUUUGUGUAAUGUGCCGGGAGUCCAGGGAGCACAAGUAUCACACAGCUAUCCUCAUUGAGAAGGCUGCCCAGCCCCACAGGGAAAAAAUUUUGAGUCAUCUGGGCACCCUAAGGAGAGACAAAGAGAAGGUUCAGAGUUUUCAAUUGAAGGGGGAAACUGAGAUUCAGCACCUGCUGACCAAACUCCAGAUGGAGAGGCAGAACAUUGCCUCAGAGUUUGCCCAGGGGCACCAGUUUCUGAGAGAACGAGAACAGCACCUGCUGGAAGGACUUGAGGGACUAGAGCAAGAGAUCAUUGAGGGAAGAGAGAAAUACAAUGUCAGGACUUCUGGGGAGCUCACCAGGCUGGGAGUUGUGAUCUCAGAAUUGGAGGAAAAGGCCCAGCAGCCAGCAGCAGAGCUCAUGCAGGACACCAGAGACUUCCUAACCAGGUAUCCACGGAAGAAGUUCUGGAGUGGGAAACCUAUUGCUCCAGCUAUUAGAAAAAGAACUGGAGAAUUCUCUGAUAAGCUUCAUUCCUUGCGGAAAGGCCUAAGGGAAUUUCAAGGGAAGCUGCUGAGAGUCCUGGAAUAUAAGACAGUGAACGUCACUUUGGAUCCUCAGACAGCCAGUGGAUACCUUAUAUUGUCUGAAGACUGGAAGUGUGUGUCCUUUACCAACAUGUAUCAGAGUCUAUACCAACACCCCCAGCAAUUUGAUCCUGAACCUGCAGUUCUGGGUAGUAAGGGCUUCACCUGGGGCAAAGUCUAUUGGGAAGUUGCAGUGGAGAGGGAAGGAUGGGGGGAAGAAGAAGGGGAUGAAGAAGAAGAAGGAGAGGAGGAGGAGGAAGAAGAAGAAAAUGGAUAUGGGGAAGGAGAGGAGGACUGGGAGACAGAUGAGGAUGAUGAAUCGGGAGGAGAUGAAGAUGAAGAUGAUCUGGAAGAGGAUGACAUUGUUCAGGAGUCUUGUCUGGUGGGUAUUGCCAGAGACACUGUGAGGAAGAAGGGGGAUCUCCGCUUAAGUCCUGAGGAUGGGGUAUGGGCUCUGCGUUUAUCAUCUGCUGGUGUAUGGGUUAAUACCAAUCCUGAAGCAGAGUUAUUCCUUGCCCAGCGACCCAGGAGAGUAGGGAUUGCUCUGGAUUAUGAUGGGGGUACAGUGACCUUCACCAAUGCAGAAUCACAGGAACUUAUUUACACAUUCUCAGCAUCCUUCACAAGGCGCUUAGUUCCCUUCUUUUGGCUAAAUUGGCCAGGAACAAGUCUUAUUCUGAAACCCUGAAAGACAGAGACAUUCAUACAUAUAGAUCCUCCCUUUGGCCCCUCACUUUCUUCAGUGCUCUGAUUUCCCUUUCACAGAGGCAAAUAGGCCUGGGAAUGAACAUGCUUUUUAUUGAGGGGAGAGAGUAUUCUCCUGGACAGGAUAUCAGGAACAGGAGAGAGGAGGGUUUUCUUGCCUCCUGCCAAUUCUUAUGUCCUUAGUUUCCAUGGCCCCCAUGUAGACUUGUACCAGGGCUAGUUCUACAACUUGACAUGUCCCAAUUAUGACAUUUCUGAUGGUCUCCCUUCUCCAUGAGGUGAUAAACUUCACUAAGGCUCUAGCCUUGAAUUCCACUUAUUCAAGUUCUCUCCCUCAAAGUCAUUCCCAGUACCAUUGGAAUUCUAGGCAAUUUUGAUGAUAAAAUCCAGGAGAAUUGCAAAAUCUAUUUCUCUAGUCUCCUGUCCCAUGCUUUCUCCCCUUUCCCCAUAAUAACCACCUACUCUUAUCUGGUUAACUGCUUCUCAUUCCUCCAUCCCAAAUCCUGCCUCUCUCCCAGUCCUUCCUUCAUGUAGUAGAGAGACAGUUUCCUCAAAACAUAAAUGAAAAUAUCUGUGGAAUAAAAUGGAAUUCCCCUAGGGUUUCUUUUAGGCUGAAAGACUCUAAGAUGUCAGAAGAAGGAAAGGGACUCCAAGGAUCCCAGGUGCUAGUGGGGAUCUAUUUCUCUUAGUACUUAUUGAUUAUGUAAAGCCCUUGAGUGAGGUCCUGACUGAAGUUCAUAGUCUGUAUUGGACCAGGGCUUUGUAGAUGAGGUUCUCAAUGGUUAUCAAGGUACCAACCUCAAGUCCUGAUGUCCUGAUGUGUACAUAGACCCAUUUGAUUUUGGGAAAAUUAUCAAGAUCAAUAAAUCACCUUUAUGAAUCUGUUAUUUUGAGUAUGUGACUGAGCCCAGGGUGUCUUAUUCCUGUGACUGGGUGUAGCACCUCUCCUCACUUCAAAGGCCAGUGAAUUGUAGUAGGUCCUCUAUUAUGCCUAUAGAUAGAAAUCCCCCUGGUCUCUGGUGCUUUUCCAAUCCUGACUGAGCUCCUCCAAAAAGGCCUUAACUUCUCCCUAAGAAGAGAUAGGGGAAAGAUAUUCAAGGUGCCUCAGAGGUCCACAAUCAGAUCUCCAGUUCUCUAUAGCACGAGAAGGGAAUAAAAUGACCACCUACCUCCUAGGGGAUAAAGUCCUGGCUCCUUAACUUAGCAUUUAUGGUCUUCCACAAUCUAAUGCUUAUUCAACCCAAUCUCAUGCCCUAACAAUCCAAAACAAACUCUGCCCCUGCCAAAUUACUCUAAUCAUUGUCUCUGCAGCCUCCUUACACACCAGAGUCACUGCUUACUCAUACAUUCGCAAGUCCCACCUGGAAUAUCUUUUUCCCUUUCCUGUCAAAGUCUUUGAGAGUCCACCCCAAAUCUAACUCUUCCAAGACCCAAGAGAUCUUUUUCAUUUGCUUCUGAUCAUAGUAAAUUUGUCAUUUCUUUUGUCCUCAUGUGUGUAUUCUUGUGUGUACCAUGUGGUGGCAUUUCUCAGAUAGUAACUUGUAUUGUUAAUUAACAUGUUUCAUAUGUUCAUAUUCCUCCCCCUCCCCCCCCCACUAGACUGUAAGCUAUGGAGGGACCAUGUUUCUCAUAUUCCACAGUGCUAGAUAUAUUGCAUUACUAGUACUGAAUAAAUAUUUGUCAAAUGAACUGGGUAAUGAAAAAGUAAUUUCAGUUGGACUUUAGAAUAUGUUCUGUAUUUUACAACAUGCACUGUGGUGUAAUACAGUGGGUCUCAAAGUACAAUUUGGGAUUCCCUGGGAAUCUCAAUCAAGGGGCCUGAAAAGUCAAAACUUUUCUUAAUACUAAUUUCCAAUAUGGUAAAUAUUGAUAGCAAUAACCCACAUAAACAAAAGCUCUUGGGGUAGGGUCUCAGUAAUAUUUAAGAGUGCAUCUGGGUCCUGAGACCUAAAAGUUUAAUAACCACUUAUAUAGAGGAUAAAAUGUUAGGUCAGGAAGACCACCUCCUAACAUUUACUAGCUAUGUGACUUUAGGUCUUACUUUUUUAUAAAAUAAAGGGAAUUUCUAAGUCCUUUAAGAACUCUGCCAGCUCUGAUUCUAGGAUCACUUUUUCCCUUCCGCCCAAUACAUUUGUACCAAAUUUGGAGCUAACUUGCUGGGUGAUUUGAGCAAAGAAUUUCUGAGUUGGAUUUCUUAGUUGCAAAAUGUUGAUAUCUUAAAGUUAUUAGCUCUGUAGUCUUUCUGUGAUUCUAUUAAUUUUGGCUCUGGUUAAUUUACAUUGUCAUUUUCUUUGCUUUCUUGUGAUCACUUGCCCUUUCUAGGUCAUAGUUUUAUCAUUUUGUAGGGAUAGGACUAUGUGGUCUCCUGGAGUUCUAAAAGGCUACAUGAUUUACUGAUUUCUAUGUGAUUCAUUACUGUUACACUCUGGGAGGAAGGAGGAGAGAGAACAGAAUGGUUGGAAUGCUUAAUCUCCAGGAAGAAUUUCUUUUUUUCCCUGCAAAAGUUUACUCUGAUUUUCUGGGUCAUACUUACCAGGGAUUUUCCAGGUUUUAAUUCUUCUUAACCUGAUACAUAAUUUUCACUUGGCAACAGUUUAGGCUUCUCAUUAGAGAAGGAGGCUGGGCAGAAUCAAUCCUAGGAUUGGAACCUUCACACUAGCCCCCUAGACUACCAGAUUUAUUCCCAGUCUUAGUUCUGGGAAAGUGAUUAUGACACUGAUAUUGAUAUUGAAAAUGAGCAUGGCUGCCAUGUUUGUCUCAUGGUUUAUUGAUAUCAGGCAUAGACAUUGAGAAUGGAAUAAACAUUAUGAGAAGCAUAGGGAAUAAAUGACUUUUGGUAGAAGCAAAAAGGAUGUAAUGAGAAAGCAAAAUUAAUGAAUUAAGAGUGAGGAAAUGAUCAAUGAAAAGAGCUUUAGAACCUUACUGUAUCCAAAAUAAACCCCCCAGUUUAUUUUGUCACUUUUAUGAACAACUGUAACUACCUUGCUUUUAAAGUCCUUUACAACUUAGUCCCAACUUAAACUAAUGUUUAUUAUAUACAUUACGCCCCUUUCAUUUUUUGGUCAAAUUGGCUUUUUUAUUAUUCUUCAUACAAAACUCAUUCUCUUAUUUCUCUGCUCUUACACUGACUGUCUCCUAUGCUAAGAAUACACUCCUGUUUCACUGGUGCAUGGGUGCCUUCCUUCCUUUAAAACUCUGGGGUACCUUCUGCAUAGAUCCUUUAUUGAAUGCUCCUCCCUCAGAAGGUAGUUGGCCUCUUUCCCAAAAUAUAUUUAUUUUUUAUGUGGUUGUUUAUGUGCAUAUUUGUUCUUGAAGAGAACCAAUGGCAUCAUGAAGAUGAUGUCUUGACUUAUGCAUGAAUUGUAUUUAAGUAAGACAGAACUGCACAAAGUCCUCAGACUCACUCACUCCUCCAGAAUCAUUGAAGUCCAGCAGCAAGAAAAAAAUCAAGAUGAUUGGUAGGUAAUGGCCUGGGAUGCCUGGGUGCAGGUAGGUCUUACAGGGCAGAAUAAUUAAGCUGGAUUUGCCAGAUUUAGUCUCAGGGUUUGCAUCAUCACCUGCAGCACACUCUGAGAUACAUUAGUGUCAGCACAUUGUUAAAUUUUCAUUUUCAGCAAGAGAAUUCAUACUUUGGAUAUUGUAUGUUUUAUCUCCUCCAGUGGAAUAUAAAGUUUUUGAGGGCAGAGACUGUAACAUUUUUUUUUUCUUUUCCUUUUAUUCCCAGUGUUUAGUAUAGUGUGUGGUACAUAUUAAGGAGUUGGCAUUAAAUUCAAAGACUGGUACUUCUAUGAGCAGAAAGGCAAAGUGAUUUAAAAAAAAAAGAUGAAGAGGAUAAUUCAGACAGCUAAAUAAAAGAUCAAAUGAUGUUU
Molecule: messenger RNA, 5993 nt
Organism: Sarcophilus harrisii (Tasmanian devil)
Lineage: Eukaryota; Metazoa; Chordata; Mammalia; Dasyuromorphia; Dasyuridae
Gene: TRIM26
Product: tripartite motif containing 26
Exons: 8
Coding region: 494-2107 (537 amino acids)
Molecular function (GO): zinc ion binding; protein binding
Source: RefSeq, a predicted model, not a curated record